AUGUGGAUACCGUGUUUUGCCAAGGCCGUGCGCAAGUGCAUCCAAGCUCCUGCCAGCAACUCCGACACCACCGACCCUCCGCAACUACAGUACCUGCGACAUGUCAUGACGGCGCAAUUCCCAACCCGGCAGAUCGCCAAGCUCUCCGGCCACAAUGGACCCGUCCAUGCCGUGACCUACAGCGCCGGCAUUGGCCAAUACAUCCUCACCGGCAGCUCCGACCGCACGGUCCGGCUGUUCAACCCGGGGCGUGGCGGCGGCCUGCUGGUGCAAGAGUACGACGGGCACGGCUACGAGGUGCUGGACCUCGCCGUGGCGGACGACAACGCGCGCUUCGCCAGCGUCGGCGGCGACAAGCACGUCUUUUUGUGGGACGUGGCGACGGCGGCGACGCUGCGCCGGUUCAGCGGGCAUGCGGGGAAGUGCAAUGCCGUCGCGUUUGCGGCCGGGGGGGAUGUGUUGGUUAGUGGGAGCUUCGAUGCUACGGUCAAGCUGUGGGAUCUCAAGAGCCAGUCGCACAAGCCGCUCAUGACGCUAUCGGAGGCCAAGGAUAGCAUCUCGUCGAUUUGCGUCUGGGAGCAUGAGAUAUUCGCCGGGUGCGUGGACGGAAGGGUUAGGACCUACGAUAUCCGGAUGGGACAAGUGUUCGUCGACGUUCUUGGACAUCCGGUCACGUCUGUCACGCCUACUAGGGAUGCCGACUCGAUCCUGACCAGUACGCUCGACUCGACGAUACGUUUGAUGGACAGGUCAAACGGAAGGUUGCUGCAGUCUUACAAGGCGCCUGAGUACGUGAACACUGAGUACCGCAUCCGCUCGACUCUUGGUCUCAAAGACACCGUUGCCGUCGCAGGGAGUGAGGAUGGCAGUAUUCUUGCUUGGGACAUUGUUUCAGGCACUGUCCAGCAUCGGCUUCGGCACGGAGAGUCUGAAGGUACCUCCAAGAGAGAUGUCGUCAGCGCUGUAGCGUUCUGUCCGAGAAGAAACGAGUUCGCUAGCGCCGGCGGUGACGGGAACGUGGUAGUCUGGGGAGUAUAG
This is a messenger RNA of Diplodia corticola, 1038 nucleotides long. Its product is annotated as nuclear mrna splicing protein. Bases 1 to 1038 code for a protein of 345 amino acids. Gene Ontology annotation, biological process: mRNA splicing, via spliceosome. The record is from RefSeq and is a predicted model, not a curated record. Gene Ontology annotation, molecular function: protein binding. Lineage: Eukaryota; Fungi; Ascomycota; Dothideomycetes; Botryosphaeriales; Botryosphaeriaceae. The transcript has 6 exons. Gene Ontology annotation, cellular component: catalytic step 2 spliceosome.